Messenger RNA from Caenorhabditis sp. 36 PRJEB53466, 2109 nucleotides. The record is from the annotation of a GenBank genome assembly. NCBI's taxonomy places the organism in Eukaryota, Metazoa, Nematoda, Chromadorea, Rhabditida, Rhabditidae.
AUGGCGAAGAAUAACGGUGAACAAGCGGAGGUCAGUUUGGUCCCUUUCCCCUUGCCGUUUUGCGGGUUUCCAUGACGAUUCGUUCUUUUCGUUUCUCAUUCUGUUUGGAGCUAUGAACCCUGAAAGUAUUCUGACCAAUAAGAAGACUUGUGAUGAGGUGAGAAGGUUUUGUAGGGCAAACAACUGAAAACCAAUCGGCAUUCGCGAUCCGAUUUGUAUCUCUAGACGUUUUUCGAAAAUAGCACUUCCAAACGGAUGUUCGUUAGAACUGAAUUCAUGAGAGAUUGAGGUCAACAGUCAGCCUAAAGAUUAUUCUAAAAACGCAAGAGUAACAAUAUGACAACAAAAAUAUCAUUCUGCUAUAUACAUUCGCCGUCUUCUCCUGCCUCGCAUUGUGUUGAUUCAGGCCGUCCGUCCGUCCAUAUACAUCCACAUAAAGUGCCACGUCCGCUCCCCUCGUUUCCAUGUAUCUUUUCCUCUCUCCCUCUUCCCACGGACUGCUCCCCAUUUACAUUCCCCGUUGGCUUUUCCGUCCUUUUAUACCAGUCGCUUUGCCCGGUUUUUCAUUCCAUUCCAAAACUAAACUCUCUUUUCUGUCACUGAUUUCUUGCUAGCAAUGUCGGGCGGUGAAACGGUAGGAAAUGCUGCUUUUGUUCUCUGAAAACCUUUGAAAUCUAUAAAUUGCUCCGUUUGCAGGGUCUCGAAGCGUGCAUCGGACAGAGCCACCAAGUGAUGUCCACUCCGACGGCCGAAUUAGAGGCGUUCCGUGCCCGCAAAGUCGCUCUCAUCACCGGAAUCUCUGGACAGGUCAGUCGCCCUCCGACUGAGAACUACACUAUAGUUUCCGAUGGUUUUAGGAUGGCUCCUACCUGGCCGAACUGCUCCUUUCGAAGGGCUACAAAGUGCACGGAAUCAUCCGUCGUUCGUCUUCUUUCAACACCGCCCGCAUCGAGCAUCUCUACAGUAACCCGAUCACCCACCACGGCGACUCUUCAUUCUCCCUCCACUACGGAGACAUGACCGACUCCUCGUGCCUCAUCAAGCUGAUCUCGACGAUUGAGCCGACCGAAGUGUACCACCUGGCCGCGCAGUCGCACGUCAAGGUCUCUUUCGAUCUUCCGGAGUACACGGCCGAAGUGGACGCCGUCGGAACUCUCCGUCUUCUCGAUGCAAUCCACGCGUGCCGUCUCACCGAAAAGGUCCGAUUCUAUCAGGCCUCCACUUCGGAACUCUACGGAAAGGUGCAGGAGAUUCCGCAGAGCGAGAAGACUCCUUUCUACCCGAGAUCGCCUUACGGUAUUCAGUUGUAGUCAAAGUUCUAAACGCUCAAGUUUUCAUUUCAGCUGUCGCCAAGAUGUACGGCUACUGGAUCGUCGUCAACUACCGCGAAGCGUACAAUAUGUUUGCCUGCAACGGAAUCCUCUUCAACCACGAAAGCCCGAGAAGAGGUACAGCACACCUACAGUAAUUCCUCCAAUUUGACUCGUUCCAGGCGAGACCUUCGUCACUCGCAAGAUCACUCGUUCGGUCGCCAAGAUCUCACUGGGACAGCAGGAGUGCGUCGAGCUCGGAAAUCUGAGUGCUCUCCGUGAUUGGGGACACGCGAGAGAGUACGUGGAGGCCAUGUGGAGGAUCCUUCAGCACGACGCUCCGGACGACUUUGUCAUUGCGACCGGAAAACAGUUCAGUGUCAGAGACUUUUGCAAUCUGGCUUUUGCUGAAAUUGGAGAGGAAUUGAAGUGAGAUAUUAGGAAACGAAGGAAAGCAUUUAAAGAAAUGUAUUUCAGGUGGGAAGGAGAAGGCGUCGACGAAGUGGGACGCAACAAGAACGGAGUGGUCCGCGUGAAAGUGAGCCCGAAGUACUACAGGCCGACCGAGGUGGAGACACUGCUCGGAAACGCCGAGAAGGCCAAGAAGACUCUCGGAUGGGAGGCCAAGGUUACUGUGCCGGUGAGUCAAUAUUCACAGUUUCGACUGGAGACGAAUAAGUUCUCACAUACUCACUUAUACUUGUGAGGUUGAUGAAAAAAUAUUCCCAUAUUUCAGGAGCUCGUGAAAGAGAUGGUCGCUAGUGACAUUGCUCUCAUGAAAUCCAAUCCGAUGGCCUAA